Messenger RNA from Synchytrium microbalum, 1650 nucleotides. RefSeq lists its product as uncharacterized. Gene Ontology annotation, biological process: GPI anchor biosynthetic process. The record is from RefSeq and is a predicted model, not a curated record. Lineage: Eukaryota; Fungi; Chytridiomycota; Chytridiomycetes; Synchytriales; Synchytriaceae. Bases 1 to 1650 code for a protein of 549 amino acids. Gene Ontology annotation, cellular component: endoplasmic reticulum. The transcript has 11 exons.
AUGGCAUCUGAUGACAAGAACGAUCAACAGGAUUCACUGCUGCCUCAAGGAAGAUCCAGGAAGGCGUCUCUGCCAAUUUCACGAUGGCAAACUCCCGAGAUGAUACUCUACAUUCUCAUCAUCCUAGUUGCCUAUCUGUUCUUCAUGAUCCCAAUCCCCAUUGCUCUCAGUCAAGAAAACUCAAAAACGUAUCCAUCGUACAUGCACAGGCUCAAACCUGGUUGGAUCUUUGGUCGUCAAGUCGACGACUCAGACACCCAAUACAGAGCAUUCAGAUCCCACAUAUUCCAAGCUACUUCCAUCGCCAUCCUUCACGUUUCGAUUUCCCGUCUAAGUCGCUUCCUAUUCCCGGACUGGCCUCAACUAUAUCGAUACAUAACACUCACAUUCUCUGUCUCAUUCCUACUCAUAUUGCAUGGCCCUGCUGGAUGUAUUAGGCUAGGUGCCCUUCUCGCAUUAAAUUAUUUCUUGACUAAAUACCUUGCUGGCAAGGUCGUUGCUCCUGUGCUUGUUUGGACGCUUAAUAUUGGGUUACUGAUUGCUUCAGAAUCGUACUUGACCUUGUUCAAGUUUGGGGAAUUUUUUGAGGGUUGGUCUGUUCUGGACUCGAAUCCUUCAUGGGUAUUGACACCCAGAUGGUGGGAGAGUUACAAUUUCCUAAUGCUGAGAAUUAUCUCAUUCUUUAUGGACUACCAUUGGCUGAAAAAUGGGUUAUCUGAGAUCAAUGUGGAAAGUCACACCAAGAAAUGCCCCGACUGUCAACGUGGUAUCAUAUGCGAUCAGGCCCGAAUUGACGCAUCUCAUCCAGAAGAUGAUUACAAUUUCUCAAAUUUCGUCAAUUACGCCUUGUAUGCUCCUUUAUAUCGAGCAGGUCCCAUUGUGACAUUUAAUGACUUCUUGUCUCAGGUCAAGCAACCAUCACAAAAGAUCACCUUUAAAUUGGUUUGUAUGUAUGCGCUCAGAUGGGUAUCUGUAGUAUUGCUCAUGGAAGUCAUGUUGCACUACAUGUAUGUUGUAGCAAUCAAGGAUGCUCAUGCUUGGGAGGGGUUUACGCCACUUGAAUUCGGAUUGAUUGGAUAUUGGAAUCUCAAGAUUGUCUGGUUAAAGUUAUUGAUUGUAUGGAGAUUCUUUCGAUUAUGGGCCAUGGCAGAUGGUAUUCUUGCACCAGAGAAUAUGUCGUUGGCUCGUUCGGUUAGUCGUAAUGAUGAUUUACGUGUAUAUGUGUAUGUACCACUAGGAGGAAACAAGACAGGGCCAAUUGGGUAUCUGGUCAAUUCGUGGCUUAUAUUUACAUUUGUGGCAAUAUGGCAUGAUCGAGAGCUCAAGCUGCUAGCAUGGGGCUGGUUGAUUGUGUUGUUUAUAAUGCCUGAAGUAUUGGCGACGCGGUUUACCGUCAAGUGGAGGUCUCGUGUUUGGUAUCGACAUUUAGCUGCUCUAGGAGGAGCUUGUAAUAUGUUUACCAUGGCUGUUGCGAAUCUAGUAGGAUUUGUAGUUGGAGUGGAUGGUAUUUCGUAUCUCAUUGGGGGCUUCUUCUCACUCCAAGGCCUUCCAUUAACAAUAUGUAUGAUGACUACACUGUUUGCUGCUGUUCAAGUCAUGUUUGAGAUACGAGAAUCAGAAAAAAGACGAGGAAUUGUUGCUCGUUACUAG